AUGUCAGAUACAGAACGAGCGUUUCUGCAGACGUUCAUGGCUCAACGAGUAUUGACUAAUCUGGAAGCCAAAACAUGUCUUGAAAAGCUACGGCGGAUUGAAAAAGAGUCUUUCGAGAUAACAGACGAGGAUACCAAUAUUGAAAAAGUAAUUGUAUCAGUAAACAAAUCAAUUGAUGAGUUUGGUCUGACAAUAGUCAAAUCCAGAGACGAAACACAGCCCGACUUGUUCCAUUACUCUCUUGUGAACAAACUAGGAAACGAAAUGUCGCAAUCAGCAACAACACUAAGUGCCAAUGAACUGGAUUUCUUCAAAAUCCUACUAGAUCAAAUGUUUACAGGUCGUCAGCAUAAACCAGACAAAGAUCAGUUCUGGAUCCCAUUCUCAGGACUUCUCGAAUGCUCACAGAUCCAGGGUCGGAGAUACGAAGAAAAACGUAACGAGGGACAAUUCACAGUUGACGAGGACGGAAGAAAAGUAGCUUCUGUCUACCAAAAGCCAUUAAAAGUAUCCGAAUACAAAGCUCUAAUAGAGAAACUACGACAAGAAUCGUGGAUCAUUUUCCAGGGCUCGGACGAUAGCCGGCGAAUCUUGCCAUCACCACGACUCCUUGCCGAACUGAGACCGUACCUCACUGAACGAUACAGCCAACCAGCAGCUGAAGAACCAGCCAACGGACACAACUACCUCCGGAACUGCGUCGCAUGCCGAAGCAUCUUCACCCGAGGCAAGCAGUGUUCCACCCCCGGAUGUCCCACCCGGCUCCACAUCUCCUGCGAAGACGCCUUCUACCGCCAACACCAGUCCAACACCUGUCCAGCGUGCAACUCCGACCUCAAAGACUCGGCAAUAACUGUCUAA
Molecule: messenger RNA, 861 nt
Organism: Sugiyamaella lignohabitans
Lineage: Eukaryota; Fungi; Ascomycota; Dipodascomycetes; Dipodascales; Trichomonascaceae
Exons: 1
Coding region: 1-861 (286 amino acids)
Biological process (GO): double-strand break repair via homologous recombination; DNA damage tolerance
Cellular component (GO): Smc5-Smc6 complex; nucleus
Molecular function (GO): ubiquitin-protein transferase activity
Source: RefSeq, a predicted model, not a curated record